GUUGCCAGGCGGCCGUUGCUAGGCGCGCGCUGCGUGCCUUGCGUCCGGUGCGCAGCGGCUGAGGCGGGAAGUGCGAGCGGCAGUGCCAUGGCGCGAGUGUGGCAGCACCCAUUCCUCAAUGUCUUCAGACACUUCAAGGUGCACGAGUGGAAGCGGUCCACGAAGGAGGGGGACGUGGCCGCCGUGAUGGACAAGACCCUAAAGUGCACGGUGUAUCGUAUUCGGGGCUCUGUCUCAGCCAGCAAUUACAUCCAGCUCCCCAAAACCAGCACCCAGUCCCUGGGGCUGACAGGACGAUACCUGUACGUGCUCUUCCGACCCAUGUCCACCAAGCACUUUGUCAUCCACCUGGACGUGUCCACCGAGGACGGCCAGGUCAUACGCGUGUCCCUUUCCAACCUCUUCAAGGAGUUCAAGUCCACAGCCACAUGGCUUCAAUUCCCUUUCGUCUGUGAGGCUGGGACAUCCAGGAAAGACCUGGCAGGUGUGGCUCCCCCGGCUGCCCGCUGGACCUGCCUGCAGCUGGACCUGCACGACAUCGUCUUGGUCUACCUGAAUCGGCGCCACAGCCAUCUCAAGAGUGUUCGGCUGUGUGCCAACCUGUUGGUCCGGGGCCUCUACACCAGCGACCUGUGCUUUGACCCAGCUGUCACUGUCGCCGAGGCCCAGCGGGCAAAGCUGCCCGUCACCCCUAUGCCAAGAGAAAUGGCGUUCCCAGUGCCAAAGGGAGAGAGCUGGCAUGACCGCUACGUCCAUAUCCGGUUUCCAAGUGGCAGCUCAGCAGCCCUCUCUGAGCCAGUGCAGAGGAGCUGUUCCCCUUCGGAGGCAGUCUUCCCGAGGCACAUGCCACAGCUUCUUCCUCGCCCGGCGGCCUUCAGCAAGUGCAGACAGGACAGCGCGUCCCCCGUGGUCCAGAUGCUGGGCCCCACAGCAGUGAGUGCCUGUGCCCUCAGAGAUGGGACUCGGAGGGGUAGCCCCAUGGUCUCACGGACACUUCCCCCACAGACCUGCCGGGCCCCCUCGGCACCCGGACCCCUUCCAGAGAACGGCCUGUCCUGUGAGCGCACAGAGGUAUCCAGUGUGGUUGGUGCCAGUGGCCGCAGCCAAGAGCCAUCGGCCUGUGUGGAGGCCACUGACGGGCGUACUGCGGGCCGUGACCUUCAGGUGUCUGCCCAUAAGUUGGCUGCAGUGCCCACGGCCCCAGAGGAUGUGGCCAUCCGCGAGAGCUUCCUGCCGGAUCCCGUCCUGAGGCUCAAGGGGGUCAUUGGCCUUGGGGGCCACAGCACCAAAUGGGCCCUUUGGACCAAGGAUGGGACCGCCGUUGUGUACCCCUGCCACGCGGUCAUUGUGGUCCUGCGCACUGACACCCGGGAGCAGCGCUUCUUCCUCGGCCACACGGACAAGGUCUCCGCCCUGGCGCUGGACGGGAGCAGCUCCCUGCUAGCCUCAGCCCAGGCAGGGGCGCCCAGCAUGCUGCGCCUCUGGGAUUUCCAGACUGGGGGCUGCCUGUCCCUGUUCCGGAGCCCUGUCCACACAAUCAGCUCCCUCAGCUUCUCCGGCAGCGGGGCACUACUCUGCGGCGUUGGCAAGGACCUGCACGGGAGGACGAUGGUGGUGGCGUGGGGCACGGACCAGGUGGGACGCGGUGGACAGGCCGUCGUUCUCGCCAAAGCGCACACUGACGUUGACAUCCAGGCUUUCGAGGUUGCCUCUUUCGAUGAGACCAGGAUGGUGUCGUGUGGGCGGGGCAGUGUGCGGCUAUGGCGGCUGCGCAGUGGGGGACUCCGCUCCUGCCCUGUGGACCUGGGGGAGCACCAUGCCCUGGAGUUCACGGACCUGGCCUUUGGGCAGGCCCCGGACAGCCAUAUGCUCUACGUGUGCGGCCGCAGUGGCCACAUCCUGGAGAUUGACCAUCAGCACAUGGCCGUGCGGCACGCUCGCCGCCUCCUGCCCACGCAGACCCCAGGCAGCCCCGUCCCCCGGAAGCAGACCUUCAGCUCGGGCCCUGGCAUCGCCAUCAGCAGCCUGAGCGUCUCCCAGGCCACGUGUGCCAUGGGCUCCGAGGACGGCUACCUGCGCCUCUGGCCCCUGGACUUCUCCUCUGUGCUCCUGGAGGCAGAGCACGAGGGCCCCGUCAGCUCGGUCCGCCUCAGCCCUGACGGCCUGCGUGUGCUGUCCACUACCUCCUCUGGCCACUUGGGCUUCCUGGACAUACCGUCUCGGGAGUACAACGUGCUGACACGCUCCCACACGGCCCUGGUGCUGGCCCUUGCCACCGAGUACAGCCGGGGGCAGCUGGCCACCGUGUCCCGGGACCACACUGUCCGCAUCUGGGACCUGGUGACCCUGCAGCAGCUCUAUGACUUCACAUCGCCCAAGGAGGCCCCAUGUGCAGUUGCCUUCCACCCCACGCAGCCAGCCUUCUUCUGUGGCUUCAGCAGUGGCGCCGUCCGCUCCUUCAGCCUGGAGGCCGCCGAGGUCCUGGUGGACCACAGGUGUCACCGAGGAGCCAUCGCUGGCCUGGUUGCCAGCCCCGACGGCAGCUUCUUGUUCAGCACCUGCUCUCAGGGCACCCUGGCCCAAUACGACUGUACCACCACCCACUGCCGAGUACAGCACGUGGCAGCUAACGUGGUGUGCCAGGAUGCCCGCCCAGGUUCCAACGCCCUGGCGGUCAGUGGGGACAGCCGCCUGCUGGCCUUCGUGGGUCCUUCUAAGUACACAGUGACCAUCAUGGAUGCAGCCUCGCUGGAUGAUCUGUUGCGAGUUGACGUCAGCACCCUGGACCUGGCCGGCAGCCACCUGGACUCGGCUGUAGCCAUCUGCUUCGGCCCUGCACCCCCUAGCCACCUGCUGGUGUCCACGUCAUCCAGGGUGGUGGUGCUGGACUCCACAUCGGGCCGCAUGGUCCGGGAGCUGUCUGGUGCCCACCCUGUGGCCUGCCCCUCCCUGGCUCUCAGCGGGGAUGCCCGCUUUCUGCUGACAGCCGCCGACCGGGCUAUCAAGGUGUGGGACUACUCAACGCAGGCUGGCCCUAGCUGCCAGGUGUACAUAGGCCACUCAGAGCCCGUGCAGGCUGUGGCCUUCAUCCCCGGCCAGCAGCAGCUCCUCAGCGUGGGUGAUGCCAUCUUCCUCUGGGACAUCCUGACCCUCCCUGAGAAGUCGCCCCCAGGAAGUGUCCUAGACUCACCUGGAGCCCCCCAGACCUGUGAGGCUGGCCUGAAUACAAGACAGCUGGAGGACUCGGUGUUGGGGGCCAGUGGGCUCCCCCGCCGGCAGGUGCCCAUGCCUUCCCAGACACCGCCGCCCCAGCUGGGCAUGUGUGCUGGGCCCUGUGAGAGCGGUGAUGGAGCUUUCUCCGUGUCAGAUGAAGAAGGAUCCCCUGAGGAAAGCCACAGCGCCAAGGGGUUCCACCAGACCUCUGGCCCGCCCAUGCUGGUGCAGAAGGAGGCCUGUGGGGCAGGAGAUGGGGCCUGGGUGGCUUCAGGGCACCCUUGGGGCCUCGGCAUGCCGCCCUCCUCCUGUGACCAGCCCAGGAAGCAGGGGACCUGGAGCAUCCGGAGAGCUGGCGCACAGCCUGCUGCCCGCCCAGACUCCUACAAGCACUUCACGGCACGUUACAAGUCCUCCCUCACGGCCAAGAAUGUCUCCUCGCCCCCGGCCGGGGCUGAGCGGCUGCGCCUAAAGGCUGUCAUAGGCUACAACGGGAACGGGCGGGCCAACCUGACCUGGAGGCCGGACACAGGCUUCUUUGCCUACACGUGCGGCUGCCUGGUGGUGGUGGAGGACCUGCACUCCGGUGCCCAGCAGCACUGGCUCGGCCACCCUGAGGAGAUCUCCACACUCGCCCUCAGCCAUGAUGCCCAGGUCCUGGCCUCUGCCUCAGGCUGCGGUGGUGCCACCUCCUGCUGCCAGAUCCGCAUCUGGGCUGUGCCUGGCGGCUCCUGCCAGCAGCUCCUUUCUUACCACUGCACGGCUGUGCAAGCCCUGGCUUUCUCACUGGAUGACAGGCUUCUUGUCACACUGGGGGACUAUGGGGACCGCACCCUGGCCCUGUGGAGCACAGCGACCUACGAGCUCGUGUCCUCCAUCCCCCUCCCGGAGCCGGUGCACGGCGUGGCCUUCAGCCCGUGGGGUGCUGGUGAACUUGCCUGUGUGGGCCAGGGCACCCUCACCUUGUGGCUCAUGCAGCAGCGCGGGGCCGACGUCAGCCUCCAGGUGCACCACCGAGACCCCAUCCCCGAGGCAGUGGGGGCGGGCGAGCUGACCUCACUGUGCUACGGGGCCGAGCCCCUGCUGUACUGCGGCUCCAAUGCUGGCCAGGUCUGUGUCUGGGACACGCAUGCUGGCCGCUGCUUCCUGACCUGGGAGGCGGACGACGGUGAGAUCGGAGUGCUGCUGUGCGCCGGCUCGCGGCUGGUCAGUGGCAGUAACACCAGGCGGCUGCGCCUGUGGGCCGUGGGAGCCGUGCCAGAGCUGAGGCGCAAGGGCUCAGGUGCCAGGUCUAGCUCCGUGUUCAUGGAGCGAGAGCUGACCGUGGACGGGGCCGUCGUGAGCGCCGUCUUCCACAGCAGCAUGGACAUGGGCGUGGUGGGCACCACAGCGGGCACGCUCUGGUAUGUCAGCUGGGCCGAGGGCACCAGCACCCGCCUCAUCAGCGGCCACAGGAGCAAGGUGAACGAGGUGGCCUUCAGCCCCAGGGAGACCCACUGCGCCACGUGCGGAGAUGACGGGAGCGUGAGGGUGUGGUCUUUGGCCAGCAUGGAGCUGGUGAUCCAGUUCCAGGUGCUCAACCAGAGUUGCCUCUGCCUGGCUUGGAGCCCACCUUCUUGUGGACGCCCAGAGCAGCAGCGCGUGGCAGCAGGUUACAGUGAUGGCACGCUGCGUGUCUUCAGCAUCCCCCAAACUGCCAUGGAGCUCAAGAUGCACCCCCACCCAGCUGCACUGACGGCGAUCGUCUUCUCUGCCGACGGUCAGACCAUCCUCUCUGGAGACAAGGAUGGGCUUGUGGCUGUGAACCGCCCCCGCACUGGCAUGACCUUCCGAGUGCUGAGCGACCACCGGGGGGCCCCGAUUUCCACCAUCCAGAGCACGAGCAAGGAGUAUGGAGACUUCGGGGUGGACGGCACAGACUUGUGGUUGGCCGCCAGCGGGGACCAGCGGGUCAGCGUCUGGGCCUCUGACUGGUUGCGGGACCGCUGUGAGCUCGUGGACUGGCUGAGCUUCCCGGCGCCCACCCUCAUGGAGGCUCCAGGCUGCCCGCCGCCGUCCCUCGCUGCCUUCUGCCCCUGGGAUAAGGCGUUGCUGGUGUGUGCUGGCCUCGGCCCGCAUCUGGAGGUGGUCUUCUACAGCCUCCGCCAGAAACAGGUGGUGGACAAGAUCCCUCUGCCUUUCUGUGCCGUGUCCCUGAGCCUGUCGCCCGGGCCCCGCCUGCUGGCCAUUGGCUUCGCUGAGCGUGUGCUGCGGUUGGUGGACUGUGUGUCGGGGGCUGCACAGGACUUCAUUGGUCACGACGACUGGGUACAGCUCUGCAGGUUCUCCCCAUCUGCCAGCCUGCUCUUCACGGCGGCCCACAACGAGAUCUUGGUGUGGGAGGUCACGGGCUGUUGAGCCAAAGUGGUGACCUUGGGGUCAGGGGUGCCUUGCUGGUAUCGCUGGGUGCCUGGGCUGGGCGGAGGCUCUGCCAAGAAGCCAUGUUAGCAAACCUCAUGCUGGGCCAGGAUGGCUGGGCAAGCUCAGCUGCUGCACCCUGGACAGGCCCAGGACUGCGUGUGUAAAGCAUCAAGACCCUGAACAUGUGUCAAGUGCGUGUUCGUUUUGCAGUGCUUUUCUGUGUUUCUACCUGUACAGUUGAAAUAAACGUGUGUGUUGCA
Molecule: messenger RNA, 5873 nt
Organism: Rhinolophus ferrumequinum (greater horseshoe bat)
Lineage: Eukaryota; Metazoa; Chordata; Mammalia; Chiroptera; Rhinolophidae
Gene: WDR90
Product: WD repeat domain 90
Cellular component (GO): centriole
Molecular function (GO): protein binding
Source: RefSeq, a predicted model, not a curated record